GGAAAUCUGAAAUUUUUUAUCGGAAUUUUUUCGCAUUCGAGCAUUUUUAAGGGUUAUCCACCUCGGCAAAUGAUCUACACGUGCGCCACGUGUUUUCCGACUAUGAAACGAGAUCUAACAACACUGGAACCACUGCCCACAGCGAUCUGUUACGGCUGUUCGAUGAAUUGUCAUUCUGGACAUACUCUGCUGGAGUUGUACACGAAGAGGAGAGUGUGCUGUGAUUGUGGCAACUCGAAAUUUCGUCACCCAUGCCAGCUCUAUCCGGGAAAAAAAUUGUUGAACACAUGGAAUCAGUAUAAUCAUAAUUAUGAGGGUCGAUAUUGUGCCUGCGAUCGACCCUACGCGGAUUCGGUACCUUUAUAUGGGUACGACGAGAUUUGGGAGGAAGGUGGCGUGAUGGUACAGUGCAUCGUUUGUGAGGAUUGGUUUCAUGUAAAUGUGGGUUUUGUUUUUAAUUAUUUUUUGGGGAAUUUAUUUGUUGGUUGUGUGCAAUGA
Molecule: messenger RNA, 498 nt
Organism: Anisakis simplex (herring worm)
Lineage: Eukaryota; Metazoa; Nematoda; Chromadorea; Rhabditida; Anisakidae
Source: the annotation of a GenBank genome assembly